Messenger RNA from Centropristis striata (black sea bass), 991 nucleotides. RefSeq names its product fatty acid binding protein 3, muscle and heart (gene fabp3). The transcript is spliced from 4 exons. Lineage: Eukaryota; Metazoa; Chordata; Actinopteri; Perciformes; Serranidae. Gene Ontology annotation, cellular component: nucleus; cytosol. Gene Ontology annotation, biological process: fatty acid transport. Bases 183 to 584 code for a protein of 133 amino acids. The record is from RefSeq and is a predicted model, not a curated record. Gene Ontology annotation, molecular function: fatty acid binding.
CACAGCUUGUGGUGGUGACUAAACUCUCUCUGCUUCUCUCCCUCUUCUCUCAUUCUGUCUCUCCCUUGCUUCGCCGCCUCAUACACACACACACACACACACCCUAUCUCUCUCUCUCUCUUUCUUCCUUUCAUACACACACCCUCUCUCAGCCACCCUCAUUCCUCCACACCGCUGCAGAUAUGGCUGAAGCUUUCGUUGGCACAUGGAACCUCAAGGAAAGCGUUAACUUUGAUGGUUACAUGAAGGAGCUGGGUGUUGGCAUGGCCACACGUGCAGUUGCUAACCUGACCAAGCCCACCACCAUCAUCCUAGUGGACGGCGACACGGUGACGGUGAAGACCCAGAGCACCAUGAAGAACACAGAGGUCUCCUUCAAGCUGGGAGAGGAGUUUGACGAGACCACUGCCGAUGACAGGAAAGUUAAGUCCACUGUAACGGUAGAUGAUGGGAAGUUGGUGCACGUACAGAAGUGGAAAGGCAAAGAGACCAGUCUGGUCAGGGAAGUCAAUGGAAACUCCCUCGUACUGACGCUUACACUUAAUGAUGUCGUUUGCACACGUAACUACGAGAAGGCAGAGUAAAGCUCGACACUGAAAACUCCCUCCAGCAUCUUCUUGCAUCAACUGAAACCCCGCAGCCCUGAACUUUUUAACACCACUCGAACCCAGCCAAGCAAACCCCUCGUAUGGCUGCUGCAGAACCCCCUCAGUCCUGUCAUACUGUACGCUCAGUAUUAACGUUACUGCUGACUGUGACCUCUCCAUUAUCCCCGUCCUUUUCUUUAUACUGUAUAACACUGAAUGAAUUCCAAUGAUGUGUUGUUGUUUUUUCUCUAAAAAUCCAGUUCUGCACAUUUUCCUUUUUUUAAGAAAAAGUAUUCUGCACGGUGCCUGAUAAACCUGGAAAACUGUUUAAAAUUUAAAGUUUGCCUUUUGAGAUCUGAAAAAUAAAAAUAAAUGUGUCCACAUUGUUGGAUGAACUGGUAUAA